AUGGAGCCUAGCGAUGCAGGGCGAGGAGGAUGGAAGUCUAAGCCUAUCCAGCCACAGAAAAACAAGAUGAACAUGAAUAUUCUCCGUCAAGAGAAGCUGAUUGCUCAGAAGAAGAAGGAGAUUGAGGCCAAAAUGGCAGAGCAAGCAAAAAUGAAUGUGCAAACCCCGAGCAAACCCCUGCCUCCAAGUUCUCCCAGUCUUCAAGGACCUUCUUCAAACAAGUUUUUAAAUGAUGGAAGCUUCUUACAGCAGUUCAUAAGGAUGCAGAAGGACAAACCCAACAAUGGUUCCACCAGUGAUACCAAAACUCCCACAACCUCGACUUCAUCACCAGGAGGAAAUGCACAGCCGAAAAAGAGCAUUCUUGUUGGCAAGCGGCCUGGCCUUGGAGUCAGUAGCAUGCUCAGUCAGUUCAAGAACUACUCACACUCACACAAGAAGAAUCCUGUUCUCAGCCAGAGGCCGAGCGUGUUUUGUUCUCCGGAUGAUGAAGAUGAGGAAGAGGAGACAGAUUACUCCAGAUUCUUAGAGAUGAAAGUCUCUCCCCCAGAGGACUCAGACACCAGACUCAUUAUCGACAAGAUGGCCUCUUUUGUGGCGGAGGGAGGAGCUGAGCUGGAGCGAAAGGCCCAGGAGGACUACAAGGACAAUCCUGUUUUCUCAUUUUUAUACGAUAAGAGCAGCAUGGAGUUUCUCUACUACAAACACAGAGUUGCCAUUUUGAGAAAGGAUUUGCUAAGACCUGAGAAUACGUCGGAUAAUGUCUCCCCCCCAGUGGACGCGGAAACCCAGCAGGUGGCUGAGAAGCUGGCCAGGUUUGUGGUGGAGGGUGGCCCCGAGGUGGAAGCCAUCGCUGCUGAGCGUAACCGAGACAACCCAGCCUUCAGUUUUUUAUAUGACCACCAAAGUCCAGCCUACCACUUCUUCAAAGAGAAAGUACAGGCGUAUCGUGCUGCUGCCUCUCGGAGCUCUUCACCUCCAGAAGCAGAAUCGAAGACAGACUUUCAGCGACCAGCUGCUUCGCCAUUAUCGCUGAAUGCCGCUCCUCCACCACACACUCGGGAGGCAGAAACUCCGCCUGUCAAACGGAAGAGAAAGAGUAGAUGGGGGUCUGAGGAUGACAAAGUCGAGUUGCCCAUUCCUCCCAUCAUUGUUCCUCCGGAGCUCACUGUUCCAGACCAUGACACACCUUCUCUCUCUGCCCAGGACCUGAGGGGUCUCGGUUAUAAGAAGGGAAAGCCUCUUGGUCUGGUAGGAGUGACGGAACUAUCUGAGGACCAGAAGAAACAACUCAAAGAACAACAAGAGAUGCAAGAGAUGUUUGACAUGAUCAUGAAGCACAAGCGUGCGAUGGCGGAGAUGCAGGUGAUGUGGGAGAAGGCCAUCAGAGACCAUCAACAUGAAUACGACAGUGAUGAAGAAGUGGACCAGCAGGCAGGCACCUGGGAGCAUCGUCUCCGACAGAUGGAAAUGGAGAAGACUCGCGAGUGGGCAGAAUCUCUGACAGAUAUGGGUAAAGGGAAACAUUUUAUUGGUGACUUCCUGCCCCCUGAGGAGCUGGACAAGUUCAUGGAGACCUUCAAGGCCCUCAAGGAGGGCCGGGACCCAGACUACUCAGAAUACAAAGAGUUUAAGUUGACGGUGGAGAAUCUUGGUUUCCGAAUGCUUAUGAAGAUGGGCUGGAAGGACGGUGAUGGCCUCGGCAGUGACGGACAGGGCAUCAAGGCUCCUGUCAACAAGGGUCAGACCGCUAUGAACGGAGCCGGGUUGGGAGUUGACCGUCCAGCCUCGCUCACAAAAAAUGACGAUGAGUACGAUGCUUUUAGAAAGAGGAUGAUGCUGGCUUACCGCUUCAGGCCAAACCCAUUGAAUAAUCCACGGAGACCAUAUUACUGAUGUAGAGGACUGUUUCUUUUGUUUAUACUUGUUCAUGUUUAUCAUAACUUAAAAAGCUGUUUUCUGCAGCUGCCACAGCUCUGCUCGGUUUGUGAAAUGGACUCUUGUUGCAGAAAUUUUAGUACGUGUGUGACGAGUAGAGAGAUUCUCAAUUACGUUUGAAGUUUAAAAUGUUUCCUUUAAAUAAUGGAUCACCUGUUUUGUUACAUUUCAAUUUAAUACUGUAACGACUUAAAAUAUAUAAACUUGCAUCGCCUGGCUUCCAGAAGGAGUUCACUCUUCAGUUUGUGUUACCAUUUUGUUCCCUUUCAGAGCUUGACUCGACUAUGCAUUUCCAACUAUAUAACAUUUUCCUCACUGUGUUAUAACUGAUUUUUGAUUCCUGUCAUUAUAUGCUUCUGUGAUCACAAUAAAAAAUGGCCACUUGCUGAAAUGUGGACAAAUAUGUCUUUAUAA
This is a messenger RNA of Sebastes umbrosus (honeycomb rockfish), 2352 nucleotides long. RefSeq names its product SURP and G patch domain containing 1 (gene sugp1). Gene Ontology annotation, biological process: RNA processing. The record is from RefSeq and is a predicted model, not a curated record. Bases 1 to 1896 code for a protein of 631 amino acids. NCBI's taxonomy places the organism in Eukaryota, Metazoa, Chordata, Actinopteri, Perciformes, Sebastidae. Gene Ontology annotation, molecular function: RNA binding. Gene Ontology annotation, cellular component: nucleoplasm. The transcript has 14 exons.